Messenger RNA from Passer domesticus (house sparrow), 757 nucleotides. It is a transcript of the gene PDRG1, whose product is annotated as p53 and DNA damage regulated 1. Gene Ontology annotation, cellular component: prefoldin complex. Gene Ontology annotation, biological process: protein folding. NCBI's taxonomy places the organism in Eukaryota, Metazoa, Chordata, Aves, Passeriformes, Passeridae. The transcript is spliced from 5 exons. Bases 87 to 485 code for a protein of 132 amino acids. The record is from RefSeq and is a predicted model, not a curated record.
CCCGGCCCCUCCCGCCGCGGAACGCGCCCGCGCGGCUGCGGCGGCGGCCCGGAGCCCACGGGCGGCGGACCCGGAGCGGCCCCGCCAUGGCCCGGGACCCGGCCUUCGUGCUGCGCUACCUGGCCGAGGUGGAGGAGCUGGCCGAGGACGUGCUGGCGGCGCGGCAGCAGAUCGUGGACCUGGACGUGAAGCGGAACCGCAACCGCGAGGCCCUGCGGGCGCUGCAGAAGGACCCGGAGCCCGAGGAGAAGGCCAUGGUUUGCUUCGGGGGCAUGUUCAUCGAGCUGCCGAAGGCGAAGACCCGGGAGAUGCUGCGGCAGGACCAGGAAGAGCUGGACGAGGAGAUAAACAAGCUCCGGAAGGAGCUGCGGCUGAAGGUCAACCGGCUCUAUGAAGCUCAGGGUAAACCUGAGCUGAAGGGGUUUAACCUGAAUCCCAUGUCUGCUGAGGAGAUGAAGCUCAUCAACCGCAUCCUGGAGGGCUGAGGUGGCCCUGCCACUGUCACAGCCUGUUUGCUGGCACUGGGGGCUCACGUUUCAUCCCACAGUCCGUUGGAUUUGCAGGACGUUGGUGUGUCCAGAGCCCACCCAGGUGAGGUGGGAAUUGUCUGGCUCCUCAGCUGCACCUCUGCAGUUUCUUUGGACCACAAACCCUUCCCUGCUCUGUGCUGGACCUGGGGUGGCAGAGCUGUGCUGGGCACAGAGCUGGGCAAAGGCUGGGCUGGAAGUGGGAUCAUUAAAAUCAGAGCAGUGGGACA